AUGUGCGUUCCAACUCCAGAAAACAAACCAAAAAGAAUAAAUUACUUCCCAAGCGAGUUGCCCUUAUAUGACUUUGGAGAAACAUGACCUACAGAAAAUUCCCAAGACUCAUUAAUUAUUUUCCAUAUCCUAUAAACUUUAUCUAUAUAUAUAUAUAGUCUUCUAUCAAUGAAUAAAUCGGAUCUGAAUUCAUCUACUUCAAUGGAGCAAAAGGAUUCACAACCAAAGUGGGAAGCUAAAGUCUCAACAAGAUUACAAAAGGCAGAUGCAGACCAAAUAUUUUCCCUCUUCAAAGAUUUCUUUGGCCUAAACAAAUGGUUUCCUAGCUUGUCAACAACUUAUGGCAUCCAUGGUGAAAAUGGUGAGGUUGGUUGCAUACGAUACUGUACCGGAUUCUCUCUCCCACCGGAGCGUGGUGCUCCAGUGAGCUGGUCCAAGGAGAGGCUGGUGUCUAUUAAUCCAAUUGAGAGGAUAUUAAGCUAUGAGAUAGUGGAUUGUAACAUUGGGUUCAAGUCAUACUUUUCGACGGUCAAGAUUGUCCCAGAUGAAGUUGAUGGUCAACAUGGAUGUGUGAUCGAGUGGUUUAUCGCCGUUGAUCCAGUGGAAGGAAUGAGAUUGGAGGAUUUGAUCAAAAAGUAUGAAGUUGGGCUGCAGGGAAUGGCUAAGAACAUGGACGAUGCCCUAAUAAGUUCGUAAUAUAACUUUGUUUUUUGUGAUUUUUUUUUUUUUUUUUGCAUAU
Lycium barbarum (goji berry) is the source of this 739-nucleotide messenger RNA. Its product is annotated as lachrymatory-factor synthase-like. The record is from RefSeq and is a predicted model, not a curated record. Lineage: Eukaryota; Viridiplantae; Streptophyta; Magnoliopsida; Solanales; Solanaceae. The coding region runs from base 169 to 696 and encodes 175 amino acids. The transcript has a single exon.